Messenger RNA from Varroa destructor (honeybee mite), 573 nucleotides. RefSeq names its product Ubiquitin-related modifier 1 (gene Urm1). Gene Ontology annotation, biological process: tRNA thio-modification. Gene Ontology annotation, cellular component: cytoplasm. The record is from RefSeq and is a predicted model, not a curated record. Lineage: Eukaryota; Metazoa; Arthropoda; Arachnida; Mesostigmata; Varroidae.
UUAUCAUCAACCGUUCAAAUUCCAGCCGAUUCCUACGAACUAACAUGUUUACUCUAGUUUGACAAUAGUUAGUUAACGAUUAUACUAGUGAAUGUGUUUGAAGUCUGUUGUCACAUCUUAUUAAUAGAUCUUAUAGUCUGGAAUAGGGUUAGGCAUUUCCAUGUGUGACAUCACAGUAGAAUUCGCCGGGGGCGCCGAACUUCUGUUCGAUAAUAAAAAAAAACACAAUAUAACUUUGCCGCCAGCUGACGAAGGAUCCGUCUGGACGGUAACGCGCUUAAUUCACUGGUUGGCUAAGAAUCUCCUCACCGGAAACCCAGAUCUAUUUAUUCAGAAAGAUUCAAUUCGACCGGGAAUCCUUGUAUUGGUCAACGACACCGACUGGGAGCUUCUCCUUGUUUCAUAUUCCUAUCAUAACCGUAAGCUGGACAUAUGCUCAUGUUAAUAGCCCCUGUUCAUUACAUUUUGGUAAACUUGUUACUCGGCUUUUAAGGGUAAUGGAGACUACGCAAUACAAAACAAGGACUCCGUCUUAUUUAUGUCAACGCUUCAUGGCGGUUGAUUUCAAACGAA